UUGAUGCUGUUAAACGGCUUAACAGAUCAUUUUUGGGGAUUAACUUGCAAUAUAUUGUUGAUGAUUAUAUUAAGCUUAAGACUCUUGCGUUAAUCGAACUAUCUGAAUCGCAUACAGGUGUAUAUUUGAAAGACACAAUUUUAAAUGUUUUGAGGAUGUACAAAAUUGAACCAGAUCAAGUUUACACUAUAACGUCUGACAAUGGAGCCAAUAUGCUUAAAGCUAUAAAUUUAAUUGAAAAAGAAAUUUUAGAAUUGCAGUCACAAGACUUAAAUGAUGAAUCAGAUAAUGUAGUUAAUGUGGUUGAAUCAGAUUCUUCAGAUAAUUACAGUACUGAUAACAGUGUAAGACGGACCAAAUCAAUAGAAUGAUCGAUCUUGGUGAAGAACAAAUCGUUGAUCUGCUUGAAGAAAAUCUAGAUAGUAAUGCCACUGAUAAAGAUUAUGAAAAGACUGAAGAUAUAUUGACUGAUAUUCAAUCCUGUCAAAGUCUUGGCGAUUCUUCAAUAUUAACUGGUAAAAUUGAUUUAUUUUGGUCUUAAAAAAAAAUUUUGGUAUUAAAAAUUAACAUAGGUACAAUCUUCUGCGUUCAUAGAUCAUACUUUCCUCAUAACAAAUUUCAUUAUUUUUAUAGUAAG
Messenger RNA from Acyrthosiphon pisum (pea aphid), 637 nucleotides. RefSeq lists its product as uncharacterized. The transcript is spliced from 3 exons. Lineage: Eukaryota; Metazoa; Arthropoda; Insecta; Hemiptera; Aphididae. The record is from RefSeq and is a predicted model, not a curated record. The coding region runs from base 156 to 371 and encodes 71 amino acids.